GCAAAGUGGUUUCUCCCACUUGCUUCAAUGGUGGACGUUGCAUGCCUUCUGUUUACAUCGAUGCAUCGUAGUUGUACAGAAGUGGUGACCACAAAGCUGUACCAGUAAGGCCUGAUUAAAAGGGAUACAUACACCCAGGCCAUUACAGAGAGAGUGCUGUAAUGGCUUACUCGCAGAUCCGACUGAAAAUUCUCCCCAGCGUUCGAUGUCUCUUUGAUAAACUGGUGCAGGUACGAGUAGAGGGACUCACUCCUCACAAACAAGUCCAACUGAGGUCCAGACUAGUUGAUGACAGAGGGUGUGUUUUCAAGGCUUCUGCCCUGUACAAAGCAAAUGAAACAGGCCAAGUGGAUGUCUGCCGUGCACCCUCUCUGGGAGGAAGUUACACCGGAGUGGAGCCCAUGGGCUUGUUUUGGGCCAUGGCACCGGAGACUCCACACAGUAAACUCCUGAAGAAGAAUGUGCUCAGCCCAACACUUGUGGAGAUCGAGGCGAUGAGUGCAGAGACUGGUGAGCUGUUAGCCUCUGAAACCAACGAGAGAGGAUACAUGACAGAGGGGAUGAAGAGAAUACCUGUGCGAGAGGGAAGGAUACGAGGAGUCCUCUUCAUACCACCAGGUGAGGGUCCAUUCCCAGGAAUAGUGGAUUUGUACACAUUUGGUGGACGUCUCACAGAGCCCAGAGCCAGCCUGUUGGCAAAUAAAGGGUUUGUCGUUCUUGCGCUGGCCUAUAUGGGCUAUGAGGAUUUACCAAAAAACCCUAAAAAGUUGGAUUUGGAGUACUUUGACGAGGCUGUGACUUAUCUGAGGAGACAGCCAGAGGUUAAAGGUCCGGGGAUCGGCAUCAUAUCGAUCUCUCACAGUGGCGGUGUGGCUCUGUUCAUGUCCUCUUUCCUCUCUGGGAUCUCAGCCACCGUCUGCAUUAAUGGCUGCAACGCAAAUACUGUGAUUCCUUUACACUACAAAGACCUCAUUAUACCACCACUUACCCCUGUCCUGAAGAAUAUUAAAUUCACAGACUCUGGGCUUUUAUAUGUACGUAAUGGCUUACCUGACCCUUCUUUGGAAAAGAACAGGGCGUCACAGUUCCCAAUUGAACGUGCCAGCUGCCACUUCCUGUUUGCUGUUUCUGAAGACGACCACAACUGGAACAGUGUUUUCUUUGCCAACCAGGCUGCUGCUACGCUAAGAAGUCAUGGCAAAGAGUCUUUUCAGGUUGUUACAUACCCUAAAGCUGGACACUUUUUGGAAGUCCCUUACAUGCCUCAUUGUCCCUCUGGGUUUCAUGCAGCCGUAGGGAGCGAGGUGGUGUUUGGUGGGGAGCCAAAAGCCCACUCUGAGGCUCAGCUCGAUCUGUGGGAACGAGUCCAGCAGUUCUUCAAGAGCCACUUGGACAACAAGAGUAGGCCUACUUGUUAGCUAGCAAUGCUGAAUCAAGUGUAUCAGAAUGCCAGAAGGGCUGUCGUUAGUAACACUUGACACUGCCUUCAGUUUCUAAUGAAUGACAUUUUCAAAGGUGUACUUAAUGAUACUUAACGAGUACCAGCACGGAAGGUAAGCAAUGUAAUGCAUUGGCCAGCGGCAGCAGCAAAACACAUUUUAUUAUACCUAAAAGAAUUACCCACCAAAAGAUGUAUUAUGAUUCUCAGUGUAUACUAUAUUUAGAAUAUUUUCACAACAGCCCUCCGCCACAAGGAACUAAAGCCUCUAUAUCCAUCUUUGAUGAUAAUAAUAAUAAUAAUAAUAAUAAUAAUCUAUAGUCUCUUUAAAGCCAUCUGACCUUGACAAGUAAUUUGACCUUGUUGGUAUUUUAAAGGGUAAGUUUGGAUUCACCAAAGUCACACAAUCUAAUUAAAACAUUCAUCGAAAUCAAUGCAGCGAUAAACCAUCAAAUCCACUGUCCUGCAUGUCCUGCAAGGUAAAAUAACUGUUGUCGAUUGAGUCAUGGUCCUAAAAAGCACAUAGGCUUCAGUUUUCCAUUGAAAAGGACUGGAGUCAAGGAAGGGCAGUGAACAUUAUCUUAAUAUGACUUGACACUGCUUUUUUUUUUAGGUGCCUAAAGUAAUGUGUUGCUGAUGCCCCCAUCCAAAGCAGUACAUUGUUUUUCUACUGGCUUGUAUUCAUGUAGUUUCUACAAACCAGGGGAGUGCCAACUGCCAUCUACUGUAUGUGAUACACUGACAAUGGAGAAGAACCUCAUAUAACCCUGCUCCAAAACAGCCAAACCAAUCUGAAUUUGAUUCCUUUAUUGACUUUUGUAGGGCCGGAACAAACUCAACACGCUUUGGAUCCAACACAAGGUCAUGUAUUCACAUAGAUUUCUCUUUCACAGCAGAUAUGUUGACAGGUCCUUGCAGGAUAUCACAGGUGAAGCUAACAUCAAACAUGACGAUGCCUCAGUUCCAUUUAAAGGCAAGGCAGUGAGUGGAUGCAUAAUACCAGGACUGUGACCUGAGGCAUGCUGGGAAAAUUACCUCCAGUAUCUUUUUACAUAACACUCUACACAAUUGCAGUUUUAUCAUCCUAAAUUCCUUGUGUUUCUGAUACAAGUUUGUUAAUUCAGUGUUUGAUUGGAAAAGGGCAAAGUAGUUUAAUAUUGUGUUCUUUUAGUGGCAUCAGUGUGACAAUGUGUUCUUAUUGUUUUGCAUUGACCAUUUAUAUGAUUGUGUUACAUUUCAUCUGCUUACAUUAGCUCAGUAGUGAAGUGUAAGUAUUUCCGUUUUCAUUUUUAUAAUAUUGAAUUAGCCUAAUAGAUUGUGAUUUAUUAUAGGUUAAUGUUCACAGCAGCAUAUCAAAUAGUCGAAAUAAUCUGUAUCUCUUACCAGCAAAAAACACUAAUGAAUCCAUCAUUGUAAUACAACAAUAUCCAA
Molecule: messenger RNA, 2869 nt
Organism: Notothenia coriiceps (black rockcod)
Lineage: Eukaryota; Metazoa; Chordata; Actinopteri; Perciformes; Nototheniidae
Product: acyl-coenzyme A thioesterase 1-like
Exons: 4
Coding region: 162-1418 (418 amino acids)
Biological process (GO): acyl-CoA metabolic process; fatty acid metabolic process
Molecular function (GO): fatty acyl-CoA hydrolase activity
Source: RefSeq, a predicted model, not a curated record